CCCUCCCAUCGAUAAGUGCCAGACGCAGCAGCGUUUUUUUCUUCCAAACCCUCUGCACCGACUCUGUUCGCCGCACACGCGAUCUCUUGCUCCGUCGUAUAUGCGCCCGCUAGGAGGAGCUCCAAUAUCAAGAUUGGCCGACUCCAGCGCGCGCCUCUAGAUCCCUCGCCCCGAUAAUACAGAAUUAUCGCCCGACAGAAGAAUCUGAAGAAAGAGAAACGAGCUGCUUCCCUUUCGCAAUGGAGAGCCUGCAGCUGUCCCAGGUCCUCGCCGACUUGAGCAAUCUCGGCGCAGCUGAACCUGAGGCUGCUGCCGCCAUUGUCAACGCCAACCUCCCCAUCAUCCAGGCCGAGUUCCCAAAGUCCGACUCCCCAGCUCCCUCCCAACAGCAGCAGAGGCCCUCGUCUGGCCUGAGGCGCGCAUGGUCCUCUGAAGCCGCCAUGCAGCCCAAGUUUGACAAGAUGGGCCGGCGCAUCCUCAUCAGCUCGCCCAAGUCUGGAUCAGCGGCCAACUCCUCGCCUGGCACGCCCCAACCUUCCAAUUAUGAAGAAGAUCUCGAACGAGCCAACACGCUCAUGGCCCUGUAUAACAUUCGCGCGAAGCUCAAGCAACAGGACAACAGCAGCCUCAUCAGAGCGCGCGAAAAGAUCAACGCCUUGGCUGCAAGGCAGCAAGCCCAGCAGUUCGCCGAGCUCAACAUGAAAAAGGCCGAAGAGAUGCGACGAAACCGAUAUUCUUUCCCCAAGGCAUGA
Trichoderma reesei QM6a is the source of this 752-nucleotide messenger RNA. RefSeq lists its product as uncharacterized. The transcript has 3 exons. Lineage: Eukaryota; Fungi; Ascomycota; Sordariomycetes; Hypocreales; Hypocreaceae. The coding region runs from base 240 to 752 and encodes 170 amino acids. The record is from RefSeq and is a predicted model, not a curated record.